Messenger RNA from Nyctereutes procyonoides (raccoon dog), 686 nucleotides. It is a transcript of the gene MYL10, whose product is annotated as myosin light chain 10. The record is from RefSeq and is a predicted model, not a curated record. Gene Ontology annotation, cellular component: cytoplasm; mitochondrion. The coding region runs from base 125 to 568 and encodes 147 amino acids. Gene Ontology annotation, molecular function: calcium ion binding. The transcript is spliced from 7 exons. NCBI's taxonomy places the organism in Eukaryota, Metazoa, Chordata, Mammalia, Carnivora, Canidae.
GCCCCCUCCUGCCCCGUGAAGCCCGGGCUGUCCUUCCCCUUGUGGCCAACUCCUGGCGAAUACUGCUGCACCGCGGAGAGCCCGCAAGAGAGCAGAAGGUGGAGCCAGCUCUAACGUCUUCUCCAUGUUUGAUCAAUCCCAGAUCCAGGAGUUUAAAGAGGCCUUCACCAUCAUGGACCAGAACCGGGAUGGCUUCAUCGACAAGGAGGACCUGAGGGACACCUUUGCAGCCUUGGGCCGCAUCAAUGUGAAGAAUGAGGAGCUGGAGGCCAUGGUGAAGGAGGCCCCCGGGCCCAUCAACUUCACCGUCUUCCUGACCAUGUUUGGGGAGAAGCUGAAGGGUACGGACCCUGAGGAGACCAUUCUCCACGCCUUCAAAGUCUUUGACACCGAAGGGAAAGGUUUCGUCAAGGCUGAUUUCAUCAAAGAGAAACUCAUGACCCAGGCAGACCGGUUCAGUGAGGAGGAGGUCAAGCAGAUGUUUGCGGCUUUCCCGCCAGAUGUGUGUGGUAACCUGGACUACCAGAACCUGUGCUACGUCAUCACACACGGUGAGGAGAAGGACUAGGAGGCCAGGGAUCACCAUUCAGAGGCAGCGAACACCGGCGGUGUUUUGGGGUGACCACCGGGGAGCCCCUACAGCCAACGUGUGCAAAGAAGAGGCUCCCCUGGCCCCAUGGCUCGGG